Molecule: messenger RNA, 2979 nt
Organism: Tigriopus californicus
Lineage: Eukaryota; Metazoa; Arthropoda; Copepoda; Harpacticoida; Harpacticidae
Product: hexosaminidase D-like
Exons: 2
Coding region: 898-2835 (645 amino acids)
Biological process (GO): carbohydrate metabolic process
Molecular function (GO): hexosaminidase activity
Source: RefSeq, a predicted model, not a curated record
CCACCUUGUCUGGCGAAGCAACGAGAUCCGGAGUCAAGAGUCGCUGAAGAUGGGAAUAAUGCAGUUUUGUUCGGUCAUUUGUUUCUACUUUUUCCCAAGAAAUGGACCGAAAUCAGCGGAUGCCAAUGGCGAAAAAAGCGCUUUCUUUUGGAUCGCUCCUCCGGGAUUUGAGGAGCUUGUUUCGGUUAGCCAGGCUACACAGAUUUUCUGUCGCUGACCUUAAUUCGUCUCCGGGGAUAAAGGUGUGGACAAUGUAUGAGUUGGGCCAGGGAAAUCUGAGCCCCAUUUUUCUUGCACUUGAAGCUCUAAACGUUCAGAUGUCCAUUCGGCAUUUCUACGUUGCUAAGUAAUCUCGAAAGUUUUGCCCCUCCGACGAUUCAUCAUGAGGGAGAUGAGAAAGUCGGUGGCAAGAAGUCCCUCUCGCACGCUCGCACCCUCCAUAGCGAAUUCGAGCACCCGAACUGAGUGGGAGUAAUGGUGGUAACCGUCUAACAAUCGGAGGCUCGGAGGAAGGGACCGAGGAAGCAGUUCGUGGAUCCAGAUCCAGUUCCAGUACCAGCUCCCUCCCUGUUACUCCAAUAUCAUAAGAGCUUUCCUUCCUUUGGAUCGUUCUGGCUUGCCUAAGGGAAGCAGAGAAAGAAGAAGGAGAGGAGGUGUAGAAGGUGGAAGAGACUGGCUGGUUGGUUGAUUGGUUGGUAGUGACUUGGAAUGUGCUCCCCCGGUGCAUGGAAGCCUUGUCUCAUAUGAGCAAGGAUGCAUGGAGGCUAACUCCGCUGCCCUACUGAGAGGCACCAAAAGCGAGAGAGAAAGUGGGUUGGAUCAGUGAAGGACACUUUGAAAUGAGAAAGAGAGCCUUUCAAGUGGAACAAGUGAUCUUGGAACUCGAUAUCCUCAACGAUGUUCGUCCGGAGGAAGUUGGUGGGCUUUUUCACCGUGUUGAUUCUGUUUGUAGUAGUGGCCACCGUGGAUCACUAUUUCUACCUGGAACCCGGCCCCCGUGAGCACAAGCCCAAGAGGCACCCGCAGGCCCAUGAGAGUGCCGACCUUGAGGAAGGAGAGGUACCCAAGAUGCAUUUACACGCGGGGGCCGCACCCGGGGAGAUUACUAUCAACGAAAACACGGAUCUCAGAGAUCCGGUGGAAGUCUCUGUAGCUGAUGAGGUGAGCCAUGCGGUGCGAGACCGCCGCGUUGGAUUCAUUCCCACCGAACCUGUCGCCACAAGUGCUUCCAGAAUGGAUCAAAAAAGAAAAGACCAGAGUGACGGAAGCCUUGAGAUCGACGACUCCAAUACGCCGGACUUGAAUAGCGAUGGCACAAGAUACAUUCCACGGCGACGGGUAGUUCAUUUGGAUCUCAAAGGAGCCCCUCCUAAAAUAUCGUACUUCAAGACUCUGUUCCCUUUGCUUCAAUCUGCAGGAGCAACUCACUUGUUGGUAGAAUAUGAAGAUAUGUUCCCAUUCUGGGGACCACUGAAGAAUCUCACCGCGCACAAUGCGUACACUAAGAAUGAUGUGCAAAACCUUCGGAACUUUGCUGCCAAGAACAAUCUGGAGAUAAUUCCAUUGGUCCAAACUUUUGGCCAUCUGGAACUGGCAUUGAAGCAAGAAGAGUUCAAAGACCUUCGCGAGGUGUCCGAACAUCCUCAGUCCAUUUGCCCAUCCAAGGAUAAGAGUUGGACUUUCAUUACAGAAGUCAUCGAUCAAGUCCUCGAGAUGCAUCCCAAGUCCAAUUGGUUGCACAUUGGAUGCGACGAGGUUUAUCAACUAGGUCAGUGCUCGGUGUGUUCAGAGAAAAUUGCCAGAGCCAACAACGACCCCGAUGUGAAAUAUCAUCAAGACGGUCGCAGUAUUUUUCUGGAACACGUUCAUCGGGUGGGAAAAUAUGUCAGGGAAUCCAAACACGUGAUCCCAAUCAUUUGGGACGACAUGCUUCGAACCAUCCCUCCCGUGACAUUACUGGAUUCCGGAGUCGGCGACGUGGUAGAGCCCAUGAUUUGGGUCUACAUUGAGGACGUGGACCGAUUUGUGGAUCCCUUAACAUGGAACUCGUUCGGUCAGGUGUUCACUCAUGUGUGGACCGCCAGUGCUUAUAAAGGGGCCUUUGGCGAGCGAUUAUAUGCAACCAAUAUUCAGCGGCAUGUCGGCAACCAUUUGGCAUGGCAAGAGGUCAUGCGCCGGGAGAGUCAAAAUGGCAAUCGUAUUAACUUCCGAGGUAUUGUCCUCACUGGCUGGUCCCGUUACGACCACUUUGCAGUCCUCUGUGAGCUCUUGCCCGUCAGUGUUCCAUCAUUGGUCCUCAACCUGGUGAUCCUCAACGAAGGUGGUCACAGCUUUGAGGCCACCCGUCGGAGUCAUCGACUCCUCCAAUGCAAUGGACAGAAGACAAUGAUGACGCCGGAGGAGUUGCUCCGCAAUCCCGUCCAAUGGGAUCUGCACCGCUGUCGAUUCCCAGGAUCCAACCUAUUCAGCUUGCUCAGUUCCUACGACAUGAACAAGAAAGAAGUGGAAUCUCUUUACGAACGGAUCACCAAGAGGGACGGCUGGAUGUCCGACUAUAGUGUGCGGCAUCACUUUGCCUCGCCGUCACGGGUGAUGGACACCAUGCGGAGUGUCCAUUACUUGCCCAAUUCACUCCGGAGCAUGGAGGCACAGUUCAAAGACACGCUCUUGCAAUACUUUGACUCGUAUACCACGGAUGAGUGGAUCGAGCAGCACAUUCUUCCGCUCCAUGAGAUGGUCAAUGAGCUCGUGGAGAGGUCCAAAGCUCUGACGGACCGAAGUGCGUGGCCUCGGAGGCCGCUAGUAUCUAGUGCGCAGUCUCCGAAGUCAACUUAGAUUUCUUCCGUUCUCGUACUAGACACAAUUUGGUUACUUUCAUGUGAUGUUACUUGAUGGCUUUUAAAAAGUGAUGAUAUUCAUAUGAAUGAGUAUAUGAGAUCCCAUUUUUAAAAAAUCCAAUACAUACGACAAAAAUGCGUU